This is a messenger RNA of Salpingoeca rosetta, 4337 nucleotides long. Its product is annotated as TKL protein kinase. Gene Ontology annotation, molecular function: ATP binding; protein binding; protein kinase activity. The transcript is spliced from 8 exons. NCBI's taxonomy places the organism in Eukaryota, Choanoflagellata, Craspedida, Salpingoecidae. Gene Ontology annotation, biological process: protein phosphorylation. The record is from RefSeq and is a predicted model, not a curated record. Bases 27 to 4337 code for a protein of 1436 amino acids.
CCAGUAUUUGGGUUUGCGGAAGGAAGAUGAAGACGAUGAUGCGUGGGCGGUUGUUGGCGCUGCUGCUGCUGGUGCUGCUGCUGGUACUGCUGGGCGGUGGACGUGGAUGUGUUGGGGGUGAUGCGAAGCACUUUCCUCCUCUUUCAGAUCGGCCCAUCCUCUUUAACCAAGAGCUUGAAGAGAUUGCAAGCCUGUCGGAAGAUGACGCAAAACUGCACUUGAUGAACCUCGUGGCCAGCAUGGACACAGGCCUGGAUCAUGAAGGCGAGCCUGUGGGCGGCGGUGGCGACGGCGCUAUCGCACCGGGAGAGCUGGCAAUCCGCCUCGUGCGCGUCGAGUACGACAGACACAGCUUGGAUGCAGUGUAUCACGUGCUGGAAACGGACACGGACGACGACGGUCUCCUGUCAUGGGAGGAAGUGGCAAAGGUGGCGCCAAAGUACGGGUUGUCGGAGGAUGUGGCAAGGGCGCGUUUCCAGCGAGCUGAUAAGGCGGUCGCACUGUGCAAAGAAGUGGACACCACGCUACAACACAUUCAAACCACCCUACACCAGCACGACGUGCCAUGUACAAGCAUUGCAGACAGACAGCAUGACACCGUACGUUCAGCAGAUCGACGCAACAACAGCAACAAUGGCACUGCUCACAACCGAACGCAUGGGAAGAAGACACCAGAAGCAGGUGCAGUGGUCACGGUUGAUCUGUCAUCGAUCCAGCGCAUGAUGGCCGCCUUUGGGUGCAGUCAGGCGGAAAGAGCGCGCACACUCAGCACACAAGCGCAAAGCUCUCACCCAGAGGAAACGGCUGUGCUCUUGCCUGAAACCAAUCUCAGCAAGAAGAGCAACCCCGCAGCGCUUCACUCAACUCCACCUCCACAGCGGCGCCGUGCGCGUGUGCGCCGAAAUGAUGAGCCAGUCGUGCAGGCGGGCCAGUGCACUCUGCAGAGUGUGAUCGAUGGCUCGUGCCCCGGCGCAAACGGGGAAAGCCUCGUUCUGACUCUAUUCGAGAGCGAUCCCGCUCGUGUGAAUGACAGUACCGACGCGAGCACGCUCCUCAGAAUUUCUCCCUCAGUUCGCGCGUUGACGCUCAGUGGCCAUGUUGAACACGCUGCUGUCCAGUGGAUCCUGGGCAAUGGCAACUGGACGGCGUGCACAACGGUAUUCUGUGAAGGCGUUCAGUUUGCCACCUUUGAGCUGAGCGUGCUCAACCCUAUGUCUCGCCUCGGCACAAUCUGGAUCCGCAACAGCGUGCUGCUGCGUGAGGUUGCUGUGGUAGGGUUUCUUCACGGACAAGGCAUCACCACGUUCCGGGUGGAGAAUUGCUCGUUGACAAACGUCCCAGAACUAUCCGCCAUGGCAUCCCUGACGCUCCUCAGCGUGGACCAAAACCGCAUCGGCCACGUGUCUCGCGACGACUUGACAGGGCUGGCAUCCUUACAGCAGUUGGGCCUGGCCCAGAACAUCAUUUGCCAUGUUGAAUCAGGCGCGUUCCAGGACCUCACACAGUUGCGCCAGUUGUUUAUGGGCAACAACGAUAUCAGCACUCUCCCUUCUGGGCUGCUGCACCGGCUUUCGCGCCUUACAACAUUGCACCUUCACAGGAAUCCAAUCAGGAGGCUGCGACCGGGCGUAUUCUCCGCCCUCACAGCGCUUGAGACCCUUGUCCUUGAAAACACGCUCCUCACCAGCUUGCCACCGACAUUGUUUGGGAACUCGACCCGCCUGAACUUAUUGGCAUUGUCCGGUAAUUUGAUCACAUCCCUUCCAGAGGCCAUCUUUUCUGGCCUGUCGGUAUUGGAGCGGCUGUUGCUCUUCAGCAACCGACUGACAUCGCUACCACGGGGCGUGUUCCGUGACCUGAAGGCACUGAGAAUGUUGGACCUAUUCGACAACCAGCUUCGUUCUUUACCUAAUGGCCUCCUUCAGUGCAACACGCGUCUCAUUUCUUUCUUCUGCAAAGACAAUCGCCUGACCGCCCUUCCCUCAAACCUUUUUAUCAACAGCAACUCGCUGGAACACAUUUCGUUUGCCAACAACGCCCUGCGCUCCAUCGACAACGUUCUUGGGGCUGCUCCCCUGCCAUCUUUGGGCGCCCUUGACUUGGAUGAUAACCAGAUUACGAGCUUGAACCUUUCCACCACAGCCCCGUCCCUCUGGCAAGUGUCCAUGAGCGGCAAUCCGGUGGAGGAGCUGCCAGACAUCAGCAUGACGCCUGCACUGCACACAUUCCGACUGCAGGGCCAUCAUGUCAACCACAUCAACCUGGCCGCAUUUCUUGCCCUUUCCAACCUAGUGGUUCUGGAGCUCGAUGCAUCUGAGCAAGCAAAAUCAAGGGCAGUACUGACCGAAACGAACAUCGCCAGCGUAGCGCCGCUGUCAGCACUGAGGAUUGAAAACGUGGACAUCAGUGCCGUGGUGCCGUUAAUCGAGCGGCUUCCGACCCUCAACCUCCAUGUGCUGCACGUGGGUUGGUCGGGCGCCACGAUUGACACGCUUCCAAUCAGUGCAUUGUGCAAACUGCUUGCACGCGACGUACGUGAGCUCCGCAUUGUCAGCACGGACUAUAGAACCAUCGAGCUGUGUCCUGGGAAGACGUUCGAGACGCUUGUUUUGACUAACAACAAGUAUCUCCAAUCUCUCACUGUCCACAACCCGCUGCGUGAACUCAACGCAUCAGGCUGCUGGCAACUGGCCUCCAUCGACGCGCCUCCAAUCGACAUCCUGGACAUCAGCAACACCCGGUUUCCACCAACUGCUGCGCUGUGUACGCGAUGGGGACGUCGGGUCCUUUUCGCCCGAAACUUAGCUGGGCUUGCUGACACGCAACAUGCUGCAACCAUGAUGCGAAACUGUGUGAAUGAAGUGGAUGUGCUGGACCUUUCUGGCAACACGUGGUUGGGCCAGCUGGCUGAGAUCAACCGUGUUGCAGAGAGAAGAGUUGCCCUUUCGGACGCGGAAUUUCGAACAGCUGACCUCGUUGUCAUACCAAACCGCCCCAUUCCUCCCAUUCUACAGCUGACCAAUGCUCCCAUUGAAUGCGCGCUUCAGCUGUCAAAUCAGGACUUGCGACCACUACGCGACCUCUCCACGUUGACACCACACGUUGUGUUCUCCUUCCACUGCACAUGCGCGCGUGGCUUCAAGGCGGCUGCCACUGGGCGGUGCGUGGGGGCCAACCCCGAUGUUGCUGGCAUUGCUGCUGGCUCUGUCAUUGGCGGCCUUGCCCUUGGCUUGCUCAUGGCGUGGCUGUCACGCCGCUACCGUGGCCUGACCAAGCGCAUCGGCCUGCAGGAGCAACUGCUUGUGGAACGGGACGAGGAGGUGAUGGCGCUGAAGAAGGCGUGGGAGAUUGAGUACGAUGAGCUGAGGAUGAUCAAGCGUGUGGCUGCGGGUGCGUUUGGCGUGGUGUUCAAGGCAGAGUGGGACACGGUGACAGUGGCAGUGAAAGUGCUGCAGCAAGGGGUGAUGAUGUUUGACGAGAGCACGGUGCUUGAGUUUGAGAAGGAGGUGGAGUUUCUGCAGCGGACACGGCAUCCGAAUGUGGUGCGGUUCUUUGGCGCGGGCACGGAUCCCAACGGCAGCCCGUUCCUGGUGCUGGAGUUUGUUGCUCUGGGGUCACUGAAAGACUUGUUGGGGAAGGAUAUGGAACAGGUGUUGAGGGAGGUGAGGAACAAGGAUGUUGAGAAAAGCAGCAACGGCAGUGUCGGUGAUGAUGUGAAUAGUGUGUGGGACUUGAAGCUGCGACUACUGCGUGAUGUUGCCAGUGGGAUGGCCUUCAUCCACAGCCUCGACCAGAUGCACCGAGACCUGAAGAGCGGCAACGUGCUGGUUUCGUCGUCCCUUCGCGCGAAGAUCACGGAUUUCGGAUCCAUUCGCCAGUGCUUCACGCGUGACAGGAACCAGCACAAGCAGCGCACCCGCCUGUCAUCCACCCAUGAUGUUGAUGAUCCGCAAUACAGCCCGCAAGCUGGACUGCAGACGAUGACGAGCAUGACGCUGACGGCUGGCGUGGGCACGCCGCUGUACAUGGCACCAGAGGCAUUGACGGGCGACAAGUACAGCUUUGAAGCCGACAUCUUCAGCUUUGGGGUGCUGAUGUGGGAGGUCACGACCCAGCGUGUGCCGGACUUGAUUGAGCAGGAGAAGGGGAGCGGGUAUCGGGGCCCGAUCCUCGCCACCAUCAGCAACUUAAUGGCAGAUGGGAAGCGGCUUCGGUUCGAGGAUGGUGAACAAGAUGCCAUCCCCGAGUGGUUCCAGUCGCUGACGUACAAGUGCAUGGCGCAAGACCCGCGUGAGCGCCCGUCGUUUGGAGAACUCAAGGACCACCACUUUGCUUAG